GUUUAUUUUCAUCUUGUAAGAAAAAAAAAAAGUUCUGGCUAAAAAUCUCAAUAAAAAUCAAUAUCAAUCUGCAUAAAAACUGUUUCUGUGGAACAAUAAUUGUUGUAGUUAAUAAAUUAAAAUGAAAAAAGUUUGGUUAAUUAUGUGAAUAAUAUUUAAAAAUGUAAAACAUCAUGAUUCAAAGUUUGCAUAAAUCUUGGCAUAAAUUAAGGCUUUUUAUAAUUGCUGCCCACGUAAAAGUUGAAAUUAAGUGAACAAAUAGCUAAAUCAAUUACUUUCAAAGUGAUUGAUUCAUUGAAACUAUUAACAUUAAUCUGAACAUUUCGCAACAAUUUUGGUCAGUUUUGAUGUGAAAAAAAUAAAACGAAAAAAGUUUCUGUAGCAAUUUUAACACAAUGAGAUUAAGUCUUUUUUUAAGCAUAAUGAAGAAAGGAAAAAAUGCAGCAACAAAAAAUUACUAACUUUGAAUUUAAAGCUCCAAUUUGAUUUAUUCGCAAGACUAAGUAGAUAAUUUUUUUGUUACGAAGAAAUUGAAAACGCUCGGGGAAAAAAAUCAAGAGAAAAAAUAUACAAUAAAAAAUCAAAGAUGGAACUGUCGACUGUGGUCAUAAUGAUAAUCACAAUAACUGUUUGUGUAUCAUCUCAUCCACUCGACACAACAACUUCAUCGCCUGAUGACCCUAACAGAAUUUUCUUUACUUUACCAUCGUCUCCAAUCAAUCCAAGCAGCAGUAGCAUUCCAAAUGCUCCACCAAAAUCGAACGUCAAUGAAAAUCGUCUCGAAAUUACACUCAACAUUGACGAUACCAGUGAUAAGGAAAUAAUCGAUAAUGAUUUGGUUCCAUCGCAUCCACGCAACGUGACGGUACAUGAAGUGACAUCAUCGACGAUCAAAAUCUCAUGGCUCGAACCUGAAAAGCCAAAUGGACCGAAUCUCAUUUAUAGAAUCUACUACACAUCACUAAAUCAGACUCAUCUGGCAAUGCCGAAAAACGAUCCCGAAAAUGGGAUGCGAAGUGAAGCUGGAAUUCAUUAUUACACAUUAAAGAAAUUAAGACCAUUCACUGAAUAUAAAAUUGUCGUUGUCGCAAUCACAACAAGACAUGAUGGAAAUGGGUCAACUCCACUCAUUCAACGAACUGAUGUCGCUGCUCCAUCACCACCUAUCAUCACAAAUCUCGCUUGUCAAAAGGAUGGAACGAUCUUAUUAAGAUGGAAACGUCCUGCAAUCUUUUUUAACACUAUCGACUUUUAUAUUGUUAGUUAUAAGUCGUCAAAGUGGGACUUUUACCGACAAUUUCAAAUAAAUGCGUCAGCUGAUCACAUUGAGACUGAGCUGAGAAUUCCAAACUUAACCAUGAACGAAAUUUAUGAAGUAAAAGUUCAAGCUGCUUCACUCAGUAUUUUUAAUCCCACAAAACUUCAGAUUGGCGAAUCAAUGACACCUAAAUCUAUCGAUCUACAACCAAAUUGUGAAUACAUUGAAGCUUCACAACGCAAAGGUUUCGCUCAUCUGAAUUAUGAUUUUGCGAUCAUCGCAACGAUUGGCGUGAGCUGCUUUGGCUUGAUAAUUGUCGUUCUCGCAGUUGUUUUGUGGCGAAAAUGCUUCCAUUCGAACUACUACUAUUUGGAUGAUCCUAAUCAACCGAAUGCGCCACCAAAUGUUGACCUUGAAGCGCCCAUCACCAUUGCAGGUGAAACACGAAACGUCGUCCAUGUAGAAGAUUUUCCACGACAUGUCACACAACUUCAUGCUGACGGUGACAUUGGAUUUAGCAAGGAAUACGAAUUGAUACAAAACGAGUCAAUUGUCGAUGAACACAGUAGCGAACACUCACAACAUUCCGACAAUAAAGCAAAAAAUCGAUACUUAAACAUCAUCGCAUAUGACCAUUCACGUGUACAAUUGCGUAAAACGCCGGGGCAAAAGAAGGAAAAUGAUUACAUUAACGCUAACUUUAUUGAUGGCUACCGGCAAUCGAGAGCAUUCAUCGGAACGCAAGGUCCAUUGCCAUGUACAUUCGAUUGUUUCUGGCGAAUGAUUUGGGAACAACGUGUUGCCAUAAUCGUAAUGAUAACUAAUUUGGUUGAACGUGGAAGACGAAAAUGCGACAUGUACUGGCCAAAAGAUGGAACUGAAACUUACGGUGUCAUUCAAGUAAAGUUGGUGAAAGAAGAAGUCAUGGCAACAUACACAGUCAGAACUUUCCAAAUUCGACAUUUAAAAUUGAAGAAGAAGAAACAAUUUCCAUCGGAGAAGUUCGUGUAUCAAUAUCAUUACACAAAUUGGCCUGAUCAUGGCACGCCAGAUCAUCCACUUCCAGUGUUAGAUUUCGUUAGAAAAUCUUCAACAGCCAAUCCACAAGAUUCCGGUCCAAUUGUAGUGCAUUGUAGUGCUGGUGUAGGACGAACUGGAACUUAUAUUGUCCUCGAUGCAAUGUUGAAACAAAUUGAACAUCGGAAAUUGCUCAAUAUCUUCGCUUUUCUUCGGCACAUUCGGACGCAAAGAAAUUUCUUAGUGCAAACAGAAGAACAAUACAUUUUUCUUCAUGAUGCACUUGUUGAAGCAAUUGCAAGUUGCGAAACCAACUUGAAUAUAGAUCAAAUUGCUGCUCGUAGCAUGGACGAAGAAUAUUUAAGCGAACAGUUUAAACUUAUCACAAGUUUUGCUGCCAAAGAGAUUCACAUGACAUCAGCGACAAAACAAGUCAAUCAAGUGAAAAAUCGGAUGAUUUUACCUUUGGAAGGAAGUCGAGCUCAUUUAACACCGAAACCCGGAAUGGACGGAACUGAUUACAUAAAUGCCACUUGGUUGUUUGGCUUUCGACGAUUGCGUGACUUUAUUGUCACACAACAUCCACUUUCGAAUACAAUAAAAGACUUCUGGCAGAUGAUUAUGGAUCACCAGGUGCAGACAAUUGUCUGUUUAUCGACAGUUGAUGAUGUGUCGUUCCUUCAGUUCUGGCCAAAUGAAAAUGAGACGAUAGAAAAUGAAUAUUAUCGAUUGCAAUUGUCAACAGAAGGUGAUGACGAGCAAUAUGAUUAUGUUAUCAAACGUUUCAAUAUUCAAUCGAUACAAGAUGGAACGGAAAUGAAUGUUCGAAUGUUAUACAAUCCAAAUUGGCCGAAUUUAAAUAACACAACAUGCUUGUUUGAUUUCCUAGUUAAGAUGCAUGAAAGAUGCGAUGGAUAUAAAAAUGGACCGAUUGUUGUAGUUGAUAGAUAUGGGGGAGCUGAAGCAUCAACUCUUUGUGUUGUGUCUUCAUUGGCACAUCAACUUGAAUAUGAUAAAACAGCCAAUAUUUACAUGUAUACAAAACUUUACCACAACAAAAGGCCUGGAAUUUGGUUAUCGCCAGAUAAUAUUUCAAUGAUUUACAAGAUACUUGCGGCCUUUCCAAAAGGCUUUGAGCUGCUAAAGCACACUGCGUUGAAAACAGAAUUUGACGAUUCACUCGCUACAGCGACGCCUGAUCUCUUCAGCAAAACGCCGGAUUUGUACAGUAAAAUUUGUAGCAAUGGAAACAUAAGCAAUCAUUUGUCGAAUGGUAAUGGAAAUUCCGUGAUUGUUAAGAUGAAAAACGAUGGUGAGAAUGGCGAUUUGUCGGUUGUUGUGACAUCUGAAACGUCUGAUAAUUUAAUGUUAUCGAAAUAAGUUUAAAAGUGUGUUAAAAGUUAGUGAACACUACGAUCUCAAAUGCUGGGUGAAGAUUUUCUUUUUUAAUUCUUCUUUUUAUUUUUAUGAACAUUUUAAGUUCAAAACACGAGAAUUUGAGAGUUGAGAAAAUCCUUCUUAAGAUAAUCAAUGCCAAUAUGCUAUUUAAAAGAAAUUAUUUAUAAGCCUAAAACAGUUCACUUCCCUUCAAUGUGUGAAUCUUCGAAGUGAUCCUUAAAAGCCCAAAUGAAUUAUGGUCGAGUCAUUAAUUUUAUCAUUAUACAAUCUUUAAAUAUGUUGCAUGCUUUUGCACAAUUUACAAUGAAAACCUCUCUCAUUCUUACUACAUAAAUACAUGCACACAUAUAAAAGUAUUUUUAAUUUUUGACACUUCAUUUCUUCAUAAUCUUCUUUUAUUUUAAAAUAGAAAGAAAAUUAAUUAAUUAACGUUGAGAAACAUUAAGAAAAAUGAAAAUACUCAAAGACUUUUUUUUCUACUUUGAAAAGCGAAAACAUAAAAGAGGAAGAAAAAGUAUCUAAUUAAUUAAUAGUUUCCUUUAAUUUGAGGUAUUUCGAGUAGUUUCAGAAGAAAAUUGCACAAGAAAUAUUAAUGAACACGAAACUUUCAAACAGUAUUUUGAUACUUAUCAUCUAACUAAUCAACAUGAAAUCGCGCUAUUCAUCAGAAGAAAUUGACCGUCUUUAGACAGGUUUUCGAUAAGAUUAAUUAACUGACAAUGUGAUAAAUUAUCAGAUUGGAUCGCAUCCAAAUCCGAAUUUUCAACUCAACAACCAGCUGGCCAGAUUUUCUCUAAUGUAGAAAGAAAAUCUUCUUUUUAUUUAAAGUCUCUAACAACAGACAAAGUGCCAAAACAAGCUUCAUUUACGAUUUUCUUGUUUUCUUUUCUAAUUUUUGUUUCAGAAUAGAUUUAUUUUUCAAAAAUAUUCUUUAUGAAACUAAAGAGAGGAAGAGAAGAGAAAGAAAAUUUUAAGUGCUAUAAUUAAUAUUUAUUAGAAAUUCAAAAAGCGUUUUUCUUCAACGACUCGUAAAUCCUUUUCAUACGUUACUGGCGAUGUUGUGAUUUUAAUUUUAUUCUAAUUUCUACAAUUAAAUUUUUAUUUCCUUUAAUUAGGUUUUGCAUUAAGCAAAGCUUAGAUAACAGAUUAAAAUGAAACAAAAAAAAUGCAGUUUAAUGUUUAUUGGAAUGCUGACAAAAACUCUUUUCAAAUUAGCUAACAAAUUGUAAUUGGACAACUAAAUAAGUAGCAAAGAAUUCAAAAUAGUUAAAUAUUAUUCCAUAAAAAAUAAUUCCAAAUUUAUCGUGAAAAUUAGAAGCAAAAAAACUUCCCCACAAAUUGAUACAAACCUUCACAUUUACAUCAACAUAUUUGAACAUGGGAAAUUCCUACUAAUCAAUUAAUGUAAUUUCAAAAUGCUUUAUAAAUUGUAAACGAAAUCAUUGCAUCACAUAAUACAGAAGAAUGAAAGUGACACAAAAGAAUAUUAUUAAACUAAACGUAGAUAAGAAUUUAUUAUAAGAAUUUGUAAAUUAAAUAACGAUAAAGGAUUGCAUAUUAUUUAUUUAAAAGUGAAAGUCAAGUUUUCUGUUGGUGCAUGUGAUGAAUUGCAAUUGGCUUUCUAGCUUUUAAAGAAUCUCAUUUGAGAAUCUUAAAUAUUGCUUUGAACACAAAUCAGAAAGAAUUUUCAAUGCCAUUCCUGGCCAUUCAAAACAUCACAAAUAAUCUGACUGUAAGAAAAUCUUUUUCCUUUAUAAAGCCGUACUAAUUUCAUUAGCAAGUUUUCUACUUUAAUUAAAUAACUAAGCAUGUUAAAGUACAAUAUUUAAUGGAAACUUCUUUUUGUAAGUGAAAGAAAAUUGCAUUUAGAUUUAACUUUAAGUUUCUUAUUCGCUACGACUGUAAACAAAUAUGUAUUUAUAAGUAAGAAAAAUAAUUUUUUUCACCUUUCCACCAAGCAAGAAGAAAUCGUGCAUUUUUCAAUUGAAUUUAUAUUGAUGAGACAUGUUUAUAAGAUUUCAUUUUACUUCCAAAGCUCUAGAUAGCAUUGAUUUGUAAAACUUUAAAGUCAGAGAUUGUGAACAUCGUCAACAAAAAUUUAUAUAAUGAAACAGACUAAAACAAAAACAAGAAUAUCUAAUAAGAAAUUUAUUAAAUGUAGGAAAAAAUAAAAGAAAAGCAUUUUGCAAUGUAAGGUGAACGUAAUAAAGAAGGAACGAACAUUUGAUGAAAAAGCUAAAAUAUUGUAUUUUUCUAUUACUUUAUUUUAUUUGACUAGCGAUUUGACGAAAUGUAUAAUUAUUGACGAACAACCAAAAUGGUAAGGAAACGCAGUUUUUGAUGUUUGCUGGAUAGGAAAUGAGCCCUGAAAACGGUGCGAAAUUGAACUUGUCACUGAAUACAAUAACAGCGUGUUUUCGAUUGAACAGUGUUAUAAAAACUAACAUGAGGCCGACAAUGAUCUUUAUACCAUAGUUGAUUCCAUGAUUGAUGAGAAAGUUCUUCAGUACGUCACUUUCAUUUGAAUCUUUAAUUUGAAUGUCAAUCUUGCAAAUCUUUCUUUCAAUUUUAACAAACUCUGUAUAUUGUUCUUUCAUAGGCGUACGUUCAAGCUGUGCUUUUAAUUUUGAUCUUUCCUGCUUCAAUUCCUUAACUUUCUGUGAAUCUUGUGAAAUGAAAUUCAGAAUCGGUUGUGUUAGAUGUUUGUGGAAUGCCAUGAGAAAAGACAAGAUGCUUAUAACAAAUAAUAGAUACAUAUUUAGAAUAAUUUUAUCACUUUUCUUAUAUUUGUUGACAAAUUUAAUU
This is a messenger RNA of Clunio marinus, 6478 nucleotides long. The record is from the annotation of a GenBank genome assembly. NCBI's taxonomy places the organism in Eukaryota, Metazoa, Arthropoda, Insecta, Diptera, Chironomidae.